Messenger RNA from Pimephales promelas (fathead minnow), 3203 nucleotides. Lineage: Eukaryota; Metazoa; Chordata; Actinopteri; Cypriniformes; Leuciscidae. The record is from RefSeq and is a predicted model, not a curated record.
CAUAAAGGCUGCGCCGCUCUCAUCUGUCUCUCAACCUUUUUUACAGUCUAUGGACUCAGCACAGGAAAAACUCCUGCUGAAACAACUAAGAUCACGUGACAUCAAGAUGGCGUUUAUUAAAGAGGAGACUGAAGACAUGAGAAUUUCAGAACCAUUCAGAAUGACACAUAAAGAUGUUGAGAAACAAACAGACCUGAUGCAGCUUAAAGACGAGAGUCCAGAACUGAAUGAAAUGGUGGACAAAGUACAGUAUGAGAAACAUGAUUUCAUAACUGAAGAUGAAAAUUGCUUGCAGACUGACAAUUCUUCCUCACAAAAAAGAGGUGAGGAGACUGGAUCUAAAAGAUCUUUUGCCUGCGAACAGUGUGGAAACUUUUUCUCUACAGCAGGAAACCUUAAAAUCCAUAUGAGAAGUCAUACUGGAGAGAAGCCUUACACAUGUGAUCAGUGUGGAAAGAGUUACACACGAAGCAACACCUUAAAGGAUCACAUGAUGGUUCACACUGGAGAAAGGCCUUUCGAAUGUGAUCAGUGUGGAAAGAGUUACACGCGAAACAAGACCUUAAUGGUUCACAUGAGGAUUCACACUGGAGAAAGGCCUUACACAUGUAAUCAGUGUGGAAAGUGUUUCAUACGAAAAGACAACCUUAAUUUACACAUGAAAAUUCACACCAGAGAGAACCAUUUUAUAUGCCAUCAGUGUGGAAAGAGUUUCAAAGACAUUGAACACCUUAACAGGCAUGUUAUAAUUCACUCCGAAGAGAAGCCCUUCAAAUGUCCCCAAUGUGGAAAGAAGUUUAAAAUUAGUAAAAACAUUAAGGCACACAUGAGAAGUCACAGUGAAGAGAAGCCUUUUAAGUGUCAUCAAUGUGAAAAGGGUUUCCUAAUAAAUAAGGACCUCAUAAGACACAUGAGAAGUCACACUGAGGAGAGACCUUUCAAGUGCCAUCAAUGUGGAAAGGGAUUAAAACAUGAAGAAUCACUUGCUUACCACAUGAAAAUUCACACCGGAGAGAAGCCUUUCAGCUGCUCUCAGUGUGGAAAGAGUUUCAUACAUAAAGGACAGCUUAAUGCUCACAUGAGAGUUCAUACAAGAGACAACAAUUUUAAAUGCAAGCAAUGUGGGGAGUGUUUUAAAGACAAGGAUCUCUUUAAAAUGCAUAGAAAAGCUCACUUCCAAGAGAAGCCUUUCCCCUGUCUUCAGUGUGGAAGGAGAUACAAUCUCAUAGGACGCCUUAAGAGUCACAUGAGAUCUCACGAGGGGGAAUAGCCUUUCACCUUUUUUCGCCAUGUGGAAAGUGGUUGAUGCACAACGGACACCUUAGUUUUCACAUGAGAAUUUAUAAAAAGAGAGAACGAUUUAAUAUGUCAACUGUAAAGAGUUUUACAGACCAAAAACAACUUAAAAGGCACUUGCAUAUUCACAGAGGAGAGAAGCUUUUAUAUUUUUCUAAACAUUUGUGUUUAACAGAAGAAAGAAUGAAACUCAUACAGUUUCGGAACAAUAUGAGGAUGAGUAAAGGAUGACAGAAUUAAUAUUUAGCGAAAUUAUUAAUUACUCACACUCAUGUCUUUCCAAAUCAUGACUUUCAUUCAUAUUUGAAACACAUAUGAGAAUUGUUUUUAAAUGCAAUCUGCAUUUUUUCAAUGGACAGAAAUCUCUCAAAUAUCAUUAAAAAUGAAAAAUGCAAUAAAGGGAAAUCUAUUUUUAAAAAAGGCAACAAAAUCUAUUCACUAAUUCCUGAAUUUUCUUUCUUGUACAUUUAACAUUUUUUAAUGGUUAUUUGUAUGCAUUUUUAUGUAGCAGGGCAAUGUGAAACAUUUGAAUAAUGAUUUUGGUAAAGCUUGGGUAAAAAAAAUUGAACCCAUUAUAUUUUAAAAAUAAAACGGAAGAUCACCAUGUUAAGGAGAAAUGAACAACAGUUUUGCCACUUUGUCCCUUUCAAAGCAUACCAGUUAAUAAAUUAUCAGUGUAUGUAUACAUAUAUGAAAUUUACUUUUAUUUUGGUCUGGUGUCAUGACAUCAUAAGGCUGCACUGUACCGCUCUCCCCUGGUUCGGACUGUAAAAAAGGUUCAACAGAGGUUUGAGGUUUUUGAACGCUCGAGAAUUUAAGGCUGUAUUUUCAGAGGACUUUUAUUUUGUCUGGUGUUAUGACAUCAUAAGGCUGCGCCGCUCUCUGACUUCACAAAGACAUACAGGAACAACAAACAAUUGGUGAAACCUGAGAGAUCCAUGUGACGGUUUUCCAAGAUGGCAUUUAUUAAAGAGGAGACUGAAGACAUAAGAAUUUCAAAACCAUUCAGAGUGAAACAUGAAGAUACUGAGGAACAAAAAGACCUGAUGCCGCUUAAAGAGGAGAGUCAAGAACUGAAUGAAAUAGAGGAGACACAAUUGUUUGAGAAACAUGAUUUCAUAACUGAUGAUAAACUUAGCUCACAGCCUGAACAGUAUUUCUCACAAAAAAGAAGCAAGGGGGCAGGAUCUAAAAGAUCUUUCACCUGUCAAGAGUGUGGAAAGUCGUACACUACAGCACAAACCUUUAAAUACCACAUGCAAAUUCACACUGGAGAUAAGAAUUUUACAUGUGAUCAGUGUGGAAUGAGUUUCAUACGUAAAAUCACCCUUGAUUUCCACAUGAGACUUCACUCAGGAGAGAAGCAUUUUAUAUGCCAUCAGUGUGGAGAGAGUUUCACGUCUGUGAAACACCUGAACAUUCACAUGAUAAUGCACUCCAGAAUGAAGCCCUAUGAUUGUUACCUAUGUGGAAAGGUGUUCAGAUUUAAAAAGGGCCUAAGGGAACACUUGAGAAGUCACACUGCGGAGAAGCCUUUCCGAAAAGAGAACGCUUUGAAAUGUACUCGGUGUGAGAAGAUUUUUACACAGAAGAAACUCUUUAACAUACAUAAAAAUAGUCACCCUGAAGAGCAGCAUUUCUCCUGUCCUGAAUGUGAUACGAGUUUCACAUCUAAAGGAAACCUUAAGACUCACAUGAGGAUUCACACUGGAGAGAGACCUUACACCUGGGAAGAUUUUCAUACAUAAAGGACACCUUAAGUAUCACAUGAAAAUUCACAAAAGAGUGAAUGAUUUAAAGCCUGGGACACUUGCGGGUCGGUCGCCUGUGGUUGAGAGAUCAAGCAUUAACGUUUUUAUUUUUAUUUUAUUUUAAUAAAGCCACUGAACUUGGUAAAACGCAACAAA